This is a messenger RNA of Dufourea novaeangliae, 875 nucleotides long. RefSeq lists its product as uncharacterized. The record is from RefSeq and is a predicted model, not a curated record. Bases 106 to 816 code for a protein of 236 amino acids. NCBI's taxonomy places the organism in Eukaryota, Metazoa, Arthropoda, Insecta, Hymenoptera, Halictidae. The transcript is spliced from 5 exons.
AUAAAGACAGAAAAGAGUUUGAAUUAUUAUUGAAUUCUACUGGAUUAUCCGCAGAAUACUUGUUGUGUAUGUUUCAAACACAAUACUGCGAAAGAUUCGAAUAAAAUGGCUGGUAUAUUCAAUUUAUUCGGCGAAAAUGUUUCGAAUCUCAACAAAGGUUCUGUUGCAAAACCAAUAUCAAGGUCAAAAACAUCUCUUGGGAUUGCUGGAACUUCAAUGAAAUCAAUAAACCAACCAAAACCGAAAGGAUUGUCAUUCAGAUCUAAAUCUGAUUUAAAUGUGCCUUCUUUACCGCAUGCAAAUCAAGAUACAUAUAAAAGACAGCAAGAAUGUUUAAAGCCAAAAUUAACACAAGUUGACACUAAUGGCCAUCCAAUAUCGCCACAUAAAGAAUUUACUCUAAAGAAACAAAGUGCUCAGCCUAAUAAAAUGAAUGAUUUAUCUCCAAUGAAAAUAUUGGGUAAGACAAGUAUAAAAUUACAAAAACCAGCUGAUGAACUUAUCUUUAAGAAGCCGUUGCCACCAAAGACAUUGAUUAAAAACUCUUAUCCUGAACCAGAAACCUUGGCUCCUUACUGUGAUAUGCAGUUGGAAUUUGACGAUUAUUAUGCAAAAACUAUAGAAAAUGAGUUUAGAGAAUUAUUAACAAAGAUAGAAAACAAUGUGCAGCCGUACGAGGAUGAAGGAUUUGAGUCAGAUUCAGAACCACUUGAAUUAACAUUACCAAAGUUAUGUAUAUCACCAGAGUCAGAUGUUGAAGAGUGGAAAGACUGCCUAAUGCUUGACUUACCAGAAAUAUCAGAUGAUGUCUUUUAAUCUUCUACAUUGAUACUUACCUCUUUUUAAUAUUUAAUUCCAUAUAGAGUAUGAAUUAA